Pyrus x bretschneideri (Chinese white pear) is the source of this 450-nucleotide messenger RNA. RefSeq lists its product as uncharacterized. The coding region runs from base 1 to 450 and encodes 149 amino acids. Lineage: Eukaryota; Viridiplantae; Streptophyta; Magnoliopsida; Rosales; Rosaceae. The record is from RefSeq and is a predicted model, not a curated record. The transcript has a single exon.
AUGGCAAACUUGGCAGAGCUUGAUUUUGUUGCCUUGGACAUUAUUGGAAAGAAUUACCUUACUUGGGUACUAGAUACCAAGAUCCAUCUGCAAGCAGGGAAUCUUGGAGAUAUCAUUAGGGAAGAAAACAUCUCAUCCUCUCAAGAUCGGGCGAAGACUAUGAUCUUUAUUCAUCGCCAUCUUGAUGAGGGACUAAAGAGCGAGUACUUAAUGGUUGAAGAUCCGUUAGCUCUUUGGAAGGCAUUGAGAAACAAAUAUAAUCACCAGACAAGGGUGAUUCUUCUAAGGACUCGCUAUGAAUGUACUCACCUAAGGAUCCAGGAUUUCAAGUUAGUGGUUGAGUACAAUUCUGCGUUGUUCAGAAUUACCUCUCAGAUGAAGCUCUGUUGGGAUACCAUUACUGAGGAAGAUAUGCUGGAAAAAGACUUUCAGCGCAUUUCAUGCCUCUAA